AUGAAAAACGAGCCGCCCAGACUCAACACGAUCCGCGAACCAAGACACUCCUCCUUCCAGAGCCCGCCGGACUUCCCGCGCCCGCACCGCCUGCACAUCUACAGCACCAAACACAACACACACAUAACGCUAACGAAACCGAACCGGAAUCCUAUAUUUGCAUUGUCGACGGGGAUCUUGCGGUUUAAGAAAGCGCAGAGGGGCACGUAUGACGCGGCUUAUCAAUUGGCGGUGUAUGCGCUGGGGCAGAUGCGGAAGUUGGGAUUGUUGGGGCCGGUGGGGAUGGUGGAGAGGGGAGGGGGAUAUGGAGGUGGGACUGCGAGGGGAGGAGAGGCAGGAGAAGGGGUCGGGGGAGAUGUGAUUACGAGUUUGGAAUUGGUGUUGAGGGAUUUUGGGCCUGGGAGGGAGGCUGCUACGAAGGUUUUGUUGGGGAGUGAGGGUGCGGUGGUCAGGGCGAGGUGUGUGAGGGUUAUGGAUGCGACGAGGUUGAAGUUUGGGGGGACGAGGGGGGAUAAUAAGAGGAGGAUUUAG
Messenger RNA from Bacidia gigantensis, 531 nucleotides. RefSeq lists its product as uncharacterized. Gene Ontology annotation, biological process: maturation of SSU-rRNA from tricistronic rRNA transcript (SSU-rRNA, 5.8S rRNA, LSU-rRNA); ribosomal small subunit assembly; translation. The transcript is spliced from 2 exons. Gene Ontology annotation, molecular function: mRNA 5'-UTR binding; small ribosomal subunit rRNA binding; structural constituent of ribosome. The coding region runs from base 1 to 531 and encodes 176 amino acids. Gene Ontology annotation, cellular component: ribosome; mitochondrial small ribosomal subunit. The record is from RefSeq and is a predicted model, not a curated record. NCBI's taxonomy places the organism in Eukaryota, Fungi, Ascomycota, Lecanoromycetes, Lecanorales, Ramalinaceae.